Pichia membranifaciens NRRL Y-2026 is the source of this 1143-nucleotide messenger RNA. RefSeq lists its product as hypothetical. Gene Ontology annotation, molecular function: glyoxylate reductase (NADPH) activity; hydroxypyruvate reductase [NAD(P)H] activity; NAD binding. The record is from RefSeq and is a predicted model, not a curated record. Lineage: Eukaryota; Fungi; Ascomycota; Pichiomycetes; Pichiales; Pichiaceae. Bases 1 to 1143 code for a protein of 380 amino acids. The transcript has a single exon. Gene Ontology annotation, cellular component: cytosol.
AUGUCAGCGUUUACAAAACCAGUGAUAAUAUCGCUUUUUCCUAUUCCAGAAGCGAUUCUUAACCAUACACAGCUCCUGAACAAAUACGAUGUCGUGAAAUACCAGCUAACGACACCUUCAGAUUUCGAAAGCGACAUGAGUAAGGAGCCAUACAGGUCUGCUAUUGCAAUUUUUGGCUCUUACCCUGGCUUUAAACCAAUUGGCGGACUCGAAGAGCAGUCCCUCAUUGACGCGUUGCCGCCAAACUUGAAAGUUAUUGGAUUAUGCAGUGCAGGUUACGAUGGUUACGAUCUGCAGCAUCUAUCUUCGAAAGAUAUCAAACUAUGCAACGUUCCAGUUGAUAAAUAUAUUGCUAUGGACGUUGCAGACUGUGCCUUGUGGCACGUCCUUUCUGGUAUCAGGAAGUUCAAUAGCUGGGAUAGACUGACGAGAAUCAACACGACAGAGGAUAAUCAUUCACAUACAUUGAAACUUCGUGAUAAAGUUAGAAAUGAUUUUGUUAAGCCAGGAGAAAAACAAGUAGGGUUUGCUUUUGGCCAUAUCUAUCAUGGUCAACCUGUUAGGCGGGUCUCUGGCAGGAAAUGUGUUAUUUAUGGCUAUGGUCUCAUUGGCAAAGCUGUAGCAGAAAGAAUGAUCACCAUUGGAAUGGAGGUAAAUGUCGUCAUCAGAGAUAAAUCAAAAUACCAAGACUCCGACUUCUUUUUUUACUCUUCCUCAAGUCCGAGCGAAGUAGAAAAGGCUACGCAGGGCGCAAAUGUCAUUGUGGUGUGUUUGCCGGGUGGUAAAGACACUUUUAAUUGCAUUAAUAAACAAACUUUUGAUAAUGUUGGUAGUGAUUGUGUUGUUGUGAACAUCGGUCGUGGAUCAUGUAUUGAUACUGAGGCGUUAAAAGCAGCAAUUGAAUCAAAUAAGGUCUCACAUGUCGGUCUGGAUGUUUUCCCGAACGAACCAAUCAUUGAAGCCUACUGGCACGAUGAAAAAGAGGUCAAUUCAUCAUCCAAUAGAUUCUACACAACUUCAGUCACCCCACACUUGGGAAGCAGUACUAUUGAUACCCUGGAAUUUGCAUCCUUCACAUGCAUAGAAAAUAUAAUGAUAGGGAUAGAAACAGGACAAUUCAAAAAUGUUGUCAAUGAAAAAUGA